Messenger RNA from Aspergillus clavatus NRRL 1, 3951 nucleotides. RefSeq names its product mRNA-binding translational repressor SSD1 (gene ssdA). Gene Ontology annotation, biological process: mRNA catabolic process. The record is from RefSeq and is a predicted model, not a curated record. NCBI's taxonomy places the organism in Eukaryota, Fungi, Ascomycota, Eurotiomycetes, Eurotiales, Aspergillaceae. Gene Ontology annotation, molecular function: 3'-5'-RNA exonuclease activity; RNA binding. Gene Ontology annotation, cellular component: exosome (RNase complex); P-body. The transcript has 4 exons. The coding region runs from base 1 to 3951 and encodes 1316 amino acids.
AUGGGAUUGUUACAGCCACAGCAGCUGGGCCAGGUUUCUGCAUUCUCUCCUUCAUUGCAGGGCGGUGCGUCGAUGGGGGGUGUGUCCCCUCAGCUGAACGCCUUCCAAUUCCCGCAAAUGGCCCAACAACAGCUCGGCGUCCCCAUGAACAACCCUAAUCAACACUCACACCGGCGCAAUCAAUCUGCGCUCCCCGGUCUGGGCAUGGGCCCUCCACCUGCUCCAUCCUCCGGAGCUUCCGGAUAUUCUGACUACGGCCAUCAGCAGGGUACGCAUCAACAAAAAGAAAACGGGAAUCAUGGCCGUUCCCGGGGGCCCCCUGGCGGUGGUGGUCAUCAGCGUCGUCACUCGCUUGCUCUCCCGGAAGCUAAAAAGGCUGCCGAGCUUGCUCAACAAAAACGAACGGCUUCCGGCUUCCAAUUCCCCGGUCCCGGUGCUGGGGCCGUCUCGGAAAACGCAUCGACCACGGAAGAUAAGUCAGCCGCAGGCACAUCACAAGCAUCCCAGGGACUCGGUCUGCACCGGGCCGGCAAUAUUCGAGCUGGCGGCCAUGGACGCAGUCAAUCUGUGGCGGUUGGCGGUCCCCGGGGCUCGCUGUCGGGACGGGGCAUGGGUGGCUUCCAGUUUCCGCAAUCGAGCGAUCUUGGUGGACAGUCGGACAAUCAGCGGCGAAGUAGCCAACAGGGCCAUGCACGAACCUCUUCGAGAAACUUUGACGGCAACUGGCGGCAGCCCAACAAUCAGAACCAGGGACAGGAUCAGCAAAAGAGUUUCGGUCAGCAGCAAGGCAACACGUUCCAGCCUGGUCACCGUGCCCGGGCGUCGAUGAACCAGUCGAUCGGCUCGAUCGGCUCUUUCCAGUAUCCAAGUCAGCCACAGCUGAUCCAACUGCCUCAGGGUCAGGUUGUGAUGGCACCACCCCAGAUGUUCGGAGCUGGUCAGCAGCUGAGCCCAUUGCAGAUUGCGCAACUCCAGGCUCUGCAGCAGCAGAACGGCCAGUUGAGUGGUCAAGGUCUUGGUCUGGCCGCUAGUCAACACGCGCCGCCGCAGCUGUCUGUGCAACAGCAGCAGCAGCAGCAGCAGCAACAGCGCAAGACCCUUUUCACUCCGUAUCUCCCCCAGGCGAAUCUGCCCGCCCUGUUGAGCAACGGUCAGCUGGUGGCUGGUAUUCUCCGCGUCAACAAAAAGAACCGUUCUGAUGCCUAUGUCACAAGCCCGGAUUUGGAUGCCGACAUCUUCAUCUGCGGCAGCAAGGAUCGGAACCGUGCUCUCGAGGGCGAUUUCGUUGCCGUUGAACUUUUGGAUGUCGACGAGGUGUGGUCGCAGAAGAGAGAGAAAGAGGAGAAAAAGAAGCGCAAAGACAUCACCGACGCUCGUUCUGGAAGCAACGCGGGCACUGACAAACUCUCGAGAUCGGACUCUGGUGCCAAUGGUGAUCGUCAAGAAAUCGGUCCCGAUGGUAGCAUCCGGCGCCGUGGCAGUCUCCGUCAGCGACCUACCCAGAAGAAGAAUGACGAUGUUGAAGUCGAAGGCCAGAGCCUUCUCUUGGUAGAGGAGGAUGAGAUCAGUGACGAACAGAAGCCCCUCUAUGCAGGCCACAUUGUUGCCGUGAUCGAGCGUAUUGCAGGACAGAUGUUUUCUGGAACUCUGGGACUCCUUCGCCCAAGUAGCCAGGCCACAAAGGAGAAGCAGGAGGCUGAGCGGAUGGCCAGAGAUGGCGGCCACGGUCGUCAUCACCAGGAUCGCCAGCAGGAUAAGCCCAAGAUCGUCUGGUUCAAGCCUACCGACAAGCGUGUUCCUCUGAUUGCCAUCCCGACUGAACAGGCUCCCCGAGAUUUCGUGGAGAAACAUCAGGACUACGCCAAUCGCAUCUUCGUUGCAUGCAUCAAGAGAUGGCCCAUCACCUCGCUGCAUCCUUUUGGAACUCUGGUGGAGCAACUGGGUGAAAUGGGUGAUCUGAAGGUCGAAACAGAUGCCCUUCUCAGAGAUAACAACUUCGGGGCCGAUGAAUUCUCCGAGGCGGUGAUGAAGAGCAUUGGUUGGGAGGACUGGUCCGUCUCGAACGAAGCCGAAGCUCUCCUCGCAUCCCGCCGUGAUUUCCGUUCCGAGACCACGUUCACCAUCGAGCCGAAUGGCGCCAAGGACCUCGACAAUGCUUAUCAUGUCAAACGUCUGCCGGACGGCAAGGUGGAAGUCGGUAUUCACGUCGCCGAUAUUGCUCAUUUCGUCAAGGCAAACUCCUUGGUUGAUCGGGAAGCAAAGAAGCGGGGCACGGCGGUUUACCUCAUGGAUCGGCUUGUUAACAUGCUGCCUCAACGCGUCUCCACGGAGCUUUGCGCUCUUCUGCCCGGACAGGACCGCCUCACCGUCAGCGUCGUGUUCACUGCUAACCCAGAGACCGGGGCUGUUGACGAAGAGGUCUGGAUCGGCAAAGGUAUUAUCAAGAGUGCAGGAAGGUUGAGCUACGACGACGUCAAUACUGCCAUCGGAGGCGAGUCCAAUGUCCCCGUCGCUGGGGUCACUGCCGAUAUGAUUCAGACGUUGAAUGCCAUUGCGGUGAAGUUCAGAGAGACCCGAUUUGGUAAUCGUGUUUCGAAUUUGCCACCUCUGCGUCUGUUGUACCAGCUCGACGAUGAGAAUGUUCCUGUAGAAAGGAACAUCUUCGACUCGACUGUCGCCCGCGAGUUGGUAGAGGAGUUGAGACACAAAGCCAACUUUUUUGUGGCCCGCAAGCUGGUCUCCGCUAUCCCUGACAAGGCUCUCCUUCGUCGUCAGUCAUCGCCCAAUGCCCGUCGCCUUCAGUCCUUCAUGGACCGGAUGGAUCGUCUCGGCUUCGACUUUGAUCCGUCAAGUAGUGGAACUUUGCAGAGCAGUCUCUGUAAAGUGCAGGAUGACGAUCUCCGCAAGGGUAUGGAAACGAUUCUGGUCAAGGCUAUGCAACGUGCGAAGUAUUACGUUGCCGGCACUGUCCAGGAUGAGCAGCGUCACCAUUACACUCUCAACCUCCCGGUUUACACUCACUUUACCAACCCGUCGCGUCGCUAUGCGGACAUUGUUGUACAUCGCCAGCUCGAAGCCGUCCUUUCCAACGGUGCGAUUGACUUCCCAGAUGACAUUGAGACCCUGAGCAAGACGGCCGAUCUGUGCAACAACAAGAAAGAUUCAGCCCACAAUGCGCAAGAGCAAAGUGUUCACAUCGAGGCUUGCCGUAACAUGGACAAGCAGCGACAGGAGAUUGGUGGCGACUUGAUCAGCGAAGGCAUUGUUCUCUGCGUCUAUGAGUCUGCUUUUGAUGUCCUCAUUCCCGAGUUUGGUUUCGAGAAGCGUGUCCACUGUGAUCAACUGCCCCUCAAGAAGGCUGAGUAUCGUAAGGAAUCUCGUGUCCUGGAGCUCUAUUGGGAGAAGGGUGUUCCAUCCUCUGCAUACAUUCCUGAGGACGAACGGCCCAGGACCACCAACUCCCGCGCGGCCCAGGCUGCCGCCGCUGCGCGUGAAGCAGAAGCAGCCCGAGAGCGUGCCCGCGAACGCGACGAGGCAAUGCGGAAACAGACCGAGACUGGUACCAUGUCUGCGGAUGAUGUUGACGCUCUCUUUGACGAUGAUGAUGACAUCUCCGAGGUCACCGAGAUGGCUGCAGGCGUCUCCUUGAACUCUGCCGCCGACCGAUCGACCCAGAGCAUGCCACCAUCUCCCACGCGUAAUGGUCAUCACCAGCAGGGUCCCCAUCGUACCCGGUCGGAUCCCAAGAUUGCAAGCAGCACUAGCGAUGCACCGGAAGCUAAGUUGACGAAUAAGGAGAAAUAUCUCAAGCUCUUCAAACUCCGGGAAGAGGAUGGCGAGUACAUUCAGGAUGUUACCGAAAUGGCUCGUAUUCCUAUCAUUCUCAAGACCGAUCUGAGCAAGAGUCCUCCUUGCCUUACCAUUCGCUCUGUGAACCCCUAUGCAUUGUAA